UGCAAAGACUUCAAAUGCGCCGAAGGUGCCAUUGAUUGUUGCUGUCAUCGCACAUUGUUCAAUCAACCUGACUUUCAGAACAUCAAAUCACAUCUCGAAGAACUCAUCACUGCCCAUGGACAUCUGUGUGACUUCUAUCCCAAAUUCCACUGCGAGCUCAAUUUUAUUGAGCAAUAUUGGGGUGCUGUCAAGCUUCUGUAUCGCUCGGGUCCUCGGGUCCACAAGAUGGAAGAUAUGGAAAAGCAUGUCAGUGCAUGUCUUGAUGAUAUUCCGUUAUUGCAGAUCCGAAGGUAUGCAAAUCAUUCCGCAAGGUUCAUGGAUGCAUAUACCAAGGGUCUUACAGGGCCACAGGCAGUUUGGGUGAUGAGGAAAUAUCACGGACAUUGA
Messenger RNA from Suillus bovinus, 387 nucleotides. RefSeq lists its product as uncharacterized. The annotation marks the transcript as partial. The transcript is spliced from 2 exons. The record is from RefSeq and is a predicted model, not a curated record. Lineage: Eukaryota; Fungi; Basidiomycota; Agaricomycetes; Boletales; Suillaceae. Gene Ontology annotation, molecular function: nucleic acid binding.